GAUACCUCCCAGAAGUUCUUUAAGACCCUCCAAGAGCACUCCGACGCGGUCUUCGCGCUAGAGGAUAAGGACCCCAACAGCCUCUGGAUGGUGGACCCCAAGUGUAUGAUGGCGAGAUGGCUCAGCAUCCUUGCCUACGCCCCGCAUCGGUGGCAGGCGGGGCGCCACCAAUGCGCGAAGCCGAAGCACUCGUGCUUCAGGAACAUCUGCUCGUUUGCCAAGUUUCCCUCUCGCCGCCUGUACAGGUAUUUGAGCCGCGCCGCGGUCUUUGCAGUGGAGACCGUGAACCCAGGUUGGGCGUGCCGCGGCUUGGAGGACGGCGCCCUGAAUUUGGUGGCGCAGUUCGCGAAGCUAGAGAAAAACGCCUCACUGAACCCUAAGUGCCUCUGGUGUGGGACCCCAAUGGAAGCUCCCGGUACCCUUGUGGCUGACGCGGGGCAGGCCUACGAGGAAAUCCCC
Messenger RNA from Prorocentrum cordatum, 459 nucleotides. NCBI's taxonomy places the organism in Eukaryota, Dinophyceae, Prorocentrales, Prorocentraceae. The record is from the annotation of a GenBank genome assembly.